AUGGUAAUUGCCUUGUUAAUGCUUUGCUUUCGACGCGCUGUGGUGGUGUCUUUGGUAGAGCAAUGGCGUGCUCGUAUAUUUCUUCUCUUGAACCUAGUGUUGCUGGCCGUUUUAUUCACAUCUCUUCACUUCAGUACAGGGUCAAGCGACAACAAUCAGCAAGAUGAUAGCAAUGUAGAUGGGAAAAUCGUGACUAAACAAAAAUCCGAUGUAGUAACUACAAGUGUUAGUACUACUUGUAAUGGUCAAAGUUGUAAAUUGACACGUAAGAAGACAACAAGCAAUGUUGUUGUUAAUAGUAAGGUGGAAAAAGAUGUGGAGUUGUCAGAAGAAGAGCUUAAUAGAAGAGUUGAAGCAUUUAUUGCUAUGUUUAAACAGCAGUUGAUCUCUGAUUCUAAGAGAAGAACGAGAGAUGUUUCUGCUAGUAAAUCUCGAGGAUCCACGAAGCAACUUUUUGAUUAG
This is a messenger RNA of Chenopodium quinoa (quinoa), 462 nucleotides long. RefSeq lists its product as uncharacterized. NCBI's taxonomy places the organism in Eukaryota, Viridiplantae, Streptophyta, Magnoliopsida, Caryophyllales, Amaranthaceae. Bases 1 to 462 code for a protein of 153 amino acids. The record is from RefSeq and is a predicted model, not a curated record. The transcript has a single exon.